CGGAUUUUACAUAAAAGGCAACGAAUCCGAGCAGCGCAAGCACUCGGCAGGACAGCAGGCGGAGGAGGAGGAGGAAGAAGAAGAAGAAAAAAAAAACCCAGAAGAAGCAUAAAAAGUCAUUUUCAGUUUUCAAGCUGGCUGAAACGGAGACCAUGGAUGAGAUGGAUGUGCCAACGAUGAAGAAGGAGGUGGAGAGCCUAGAGUAUCAGCUAGCCUUCAAGAGAGAGAUGUCCUCCAAGACCAUCCCAGACCUGGUGAAGUGGAUUGAAGAGCGUGUGCCACAAGAUCCAUUCCUGAACCAAGAGCUCAUGAAGAAUAAUCCCUGGGUGGAGAAGGGGAAGUGUUCUAUUCUUUAGUAGGAACGCGAGUGGGUGUGGCACUGAACAUAUCGACC
This is a messenger RNA of Erpetoichthys calabaricus (reedfish), 394 nucleotides long. RefSeq names its product guanine nucleotide binding protein (G protein), gamma 13b (gene gng13b). Gene Ontology annotation, biological process: phospholipase C-activating G protein-coupled receptor signaling pathway; sensory perception of taste. The transcript has 3 exons. NCBI's taxonomy places the organism in Eukaryota, Metazoa, Chordata, Cladistia, Polypteriformes, Polypteridae. The record is from RefSeq and is a predicted model, not a curated record. Gene Ontology annotation, cellular component: heterotrimeric G-protein complex. The coding region runs from base 153 to 356 and encodes 67 amino acids. Gene Ontology annotation, molecular function: G-protein beta-subunit binding.